Messenger RNA from Carya illinoinensis, 1780 nucleotides. RefSeq names its product pto-interacting protein 1. Gene Ontology annotation, molecular function: ATP binding; protein kinase activity. The record is from RefSeq and is a predicted model, not a curated record. The transcript is spliced from 9 exons. Lineage: Eukaryota; Viridiplantae; Streptophyta; Magnoliopsida; Fagales; Juglandaceae. Gene Ontology annotation, biological process: protein phosphorylation. Bases 432 to 1517 code for a protein of 361 amino acids.
CCAUUUGACUUCAUGACAGAAACGCAACAACCGGCGCAGACUGAUAAACGGUCAUUAUAUAUUAUAUUUGCAAAGAAAGUAAAGCCCCUCGCUUGAACAUUUGCCCAACAGAAGUCAAGAGUAGACGGGUCUUUGCCCUCUUACUUUGUUCUUUCACACACUGCCUUUCCAUCUUGGUAGGCUUCAGAUCAUAUCAUUCCCUCUUUCAUUCUGUAAUUUGAGGAAAGAAUAACAAUUUAAAGUUGUUAGUGAAAGUAUUACUUGCAAGCAUCAUCAUUUUUCCGUACCCUAAAAGUGCAACCCAACUAGCCACUACAUGUUAAGGCGGUUAUUUCCACUAGAUAUAGUCGAUUUUUCUCCAUACAAAGUAAAUAAUCUAAAUCUGAGUGUGGAGAAAGUAGAGUUGAGAUCUUCCUAUAGGAAAAGGGAUAAUGAGCUGCUUUGGCUGUUGUGUAGAAGAUGAUAUCCAUAGAACUGCUGAUACUGGGCAGUUGACGGGAUAUAAUUCAGCAGGCAUUAGUGGUGGUUAUUCUUCCAAAGAAGCUGUGACAAAAGAUACACAGACUGUAACCAUUCAGCCUAUCGCUGUCCCUGCCAUUCCAGUAGAUGAAUUGAGGGAUAUUACAGAUAAUUUUGGUACAAAGGCAUUAAUUGGCGAGGGCUCAUAUGGAAAAGUAUAUAAUGGUGUCCUAGCAAGUGAACAGGCUGCAGCCAUUAAAAAGUUAGACUCCAGUAAACAACCUGACCAAGAAUUUCUGGCACAGAUCUCCAUGGUCUCAAGACUGAAACAUGAAAAUCUCGUUGGACUUGUUGGUUAUUGUGUCGAUGGUCCUCUCCGUGUGCUCGCAUAUGAGUACGCUCCUAACGGAUCUCUUCAUGAUAUACUACAUGGACGAAAAGGUGUCAAAGGAGCACAGCCUGGCCCAGUUCUGUCGUGGGCACAGAGAGUUAAAAUUGCAGUUGGGGCAGCAAGGGGACUUGAAUAUCUACAUGAAAAAGCACAACCUCACAUCAUACAUCGUGAUAUCAAGUCCAGCAAUAUACUGCUUUUUGAUGAUGAUGUUGCAAAAAUUGCUGAUUUUGAUUUAUCAAAUCAAGCACCUGAUAAUGCUGCACGUCUUCAUUCCACUCGUGUACUUGGCACUUUUGGUUAUCAUGCUCCUGAAUAUGCGAUGACUGGGCAGCUGAGUUCAAAGAGUGAUGUUUACAGCUUUGGUGUUGUCCUGCUGGAACUCUUGACUGGUCGAAAGCCUGUUGAUCACACCCUGCCACGUGGACAGCAGAGUCUUGUGACAUGGGCAACACCGAAACUCAGUGAAGAUAAGGUGAAGCAAUGUAUUGAUGCUAGACUAGAUGGAGAAUACCCUUCCAAGGCAGUUGCAAAGAUGGCUGCCGUUGCUGCCUUGUGUGUGCAAUAUGAAGCUGACUUUCGGCCAAAUAUGAGCAUUGUAGUUACAGCUCUACAGCCUCUGUUGAACACUCGGUCUGGCCCCCCAAGUGCAAAACCGCACUUGUGAAUUCUUCCUAGCACCUCAAACUUUCUUGCAGGGUAUACUGUUCAAUAUGUUUUGUAAACAGCGUGUUCUAGAUCGUAUUUCAUUCAUUGAAGCUUUUUAGACCUUUAUUUGCAAUUUGCAUAAUUAUUCUACCUACUUUUGAAGUGCUUUGGGUGAUUUCUAUGGGUUUUCGAUUGUGCACAUUAGCUUUAUCUCAUUCGCUGUGUUUUUUUUACCAAGUCAUUGAGAAAAUGAGAAUGUUGUUGUGCCCUAUGCUUAUUUCA